AUUGUUCGCCCUUACUUUUCUUCAGUGUCAGACGUGGAACCGGUUGAGCGCUUUAUAGAGUAGGACGCGGGAAGUGCCCCGGAGCUAGUGAGUGUGGCCGAGGGGGCGUUGCGCCAGGUGAUCCCGGCCGACACCGCCCUUAGCCUGCCCACGCGCGGCACCGCCCCUCGGGCUCUCAGCCGCGGGUGGAGCCUCGCGCAGCGUCGGGCGGCGCCUGCAGAGACCCCGCAGCCGGGCGCGGGCGACGGCGGGUGAUGGAGAGCAGAGCCCGAGCCCGCGCCGUCGCCCCGCGCGCGCCGCUUCCCCGCACCUGAACCAGGAGACCCUCGCCCCGCGAGCCUUUCCGCGGCCCCGCUACUCUGGCCGGCAUGUGGCCGCCGGGUCGCUCCGCCGAAACGCGCAGCAACUUGUCAAGCACUGCGGAGGACUGCGGCUCGGUGUCCGUGGCCUUCCCCAUUACCAUGAUGGUCACCGGCUUCGUGGGAAACGCGCUGGCCAUGCUGCUAGUGUCGCGCAGCUACCGGCGCCGCGAGAGCAAGCGCAAGAAGUCUUUCCUGCUGUGCAUUGGAUGGCUGGCGCUCACCGACUUGGUAGGGCAGCUCUUGACUAGCCCGGUGGUCAUCCUCGUGUACCUGUCUCAGCGGCGCUGGGAGCAUCUCGAUCCGUCAGGGCGCUUAUGCACCUUCUUCGGGCUGGCCAUGACGGUGUUCGGGCUGUCUUCGCUCCUGGUGGCCAGUGCCAUGGCCGUGGAGCGUGCGCUGGCCAUCCGCGCGCCGCACUGGUACGCCAGCCACAUGAAGACUCGCGCUACGCGCGCGGUGCUGCUAGGCGUGUGGCUGGCGGUGCUCGCCUUCGCACUGCUGCCGGUGCUGGGGGUGGGCCGCUACAGCGUGCAGUGGCCCGGCACGUGGUGCUUCAUUAGCACCGGGCCCACGGGCAACGAGACCGACCCUGCGCGCGAGCCGGGCAGCGUGGCCUUCGCCUCCGCCUUUGCAUGCCUGGGGCUGCUGUCUCUGAUAGUCACCUUUGCCUGCAACCUGGCGACCAUCAAAGCCCUAGUAUCCCGCUGCCGGGCCAAAGCCGCCGCCUCGCAGUCCAGCGCCCAGUGGGGCCGGAUUACCACCGAGACCGCCAUCCAACUCAUGGGAAUCAUGUGUGUGCUGUCUGUCUGCUGGUCUCCACUAUUGAUAAUGAUGCUGAGAAUGAUCUUCAAUCAAACGUCCGUUGAACACUGCAAGACACAGAUGGGAAAGGGGAGAGAGUGCAACUCCUUCCUCAUUGCAGUUCGCCUGGCUUCGCUGAACCAGAUCCUGGACCCCUGGGUUUAUCUGCUGCUAAGAAAGAUCCUUCUUCGGAAGUUCUGUCAGAUCAGGAACCACACCAACUAUGCUUCCAGCUCCACCUCCCUGCCCCGCCCAGGCUCCUCGGCUCUGAUGUGGAGUGACCAGCUGGAAAGGGACUCCAGAGCCAUGGGCGGACUGAAUGAAGUCUGCCAGCUUGAUUGUACUCUGUAACCUAUGUCCAAAAGAGAGGAUGCGAAGAAAAGGGUUUCACUGUUUUUAAAGACAACACACUCGGCUUAUCAAAUGACAAACACCCCGAGGUGGACUUUCACUGCAGUCCCUGCUUCCCUGGGUCUGUGAAUUUCUUCCCCCUGAGAAAGAUAAUGGAAUAUUUUGGAUUAUUUUCCUUCUUUGGGCCACAGGUUUUAAUUUUUUUUCUUGCCAUUAAACACACGGAGACCCUGGACUUCUGGAUGCUGAUUGGCCCCCGUCAGGACUGGGACUCUGCACUUGAGGAGUAGGUCAGAAUUGCACACCCUCGUCUGGUGGGCAGCACAGACGGACUUGAUACAGCGGUGUCUCCAACUCCAGCCGCACGGGGACAUCGUCACGUGUUUUAGCAGUUUGAUUCUUCUACAUAAGUUUGAAAAAGCAGCGUAACUUUUUAACAGGAAAUCAUUCAGGUAUUGAGAGCAAUUGUCCAUAUAAUAAACUAUGAGUUUAAUGAGAUUUUAAAAAAAAGCCACAUGAGAAAGCGGGGUGUUGUGCAAACAGUGUUGUGCCAAGCUGGCAUGGGACACCACAGAGUUGUGUGUCCUCAGCGAGGCUUCUGGGGAUAGGCCCUUCAGUAAUUCAGGAAUUGCAACAUUGUCUCUCUGCUUUUAAAGGGAGCAGUUCAGCUAAGGGGCCUUCCAAGUGUCACUAACAGUUCCAAGGCUAGAUGAUUAAAUGUUCAGUUAAAGCCAUAAAAAGGAAAACCAGAUACAGCCAGCUAACUAUGGUUCCAGUUCAACCUUACUUCUGAGUCAACAUCAACUUAAGAUUUCUCACAAUUUGUGCUCAGGCAGCACACACAAAAAGAGCAAAAUUCAUAAGAUUUUAAAUUAUUUAUCAGUUAUUCUACAUCUAACUAAGUCUGUGACUUUUUAUGAAAUAAAAUAAUUUUGUCUAUAUUGAAAUAGUGAACUUUAAAAACUAUCUGAGUUCUUUAACAGCGUCCAACACCUUCACCUGCUUGUAAAUCCAACAGCCUCUUUUUCCUUCCUCAACCUGCCCUCUGGAUUUCUUUCCCCAUCCCCAGUUCUUUUAGUUCAGCAGAUAUUCAGUGUCUGCCUAGACACUCACAGCACCACGCUGUCACCUCUGUGGGCGUCUCAAGAAAAGAUGAGACUCUGGGAUCUGUUGUUUCGCACUCGGAGCCUGUACCGGGUGCACUCUAUCUACCUAUAACUAAGUGGUGUGGUCUCUGAAUCCGCUGUCAACUCCCACAGCUUUAUUUUGAUCUGUUUUUACAACAGUCUUCAGCAGCCAUUAGCCAGUCAUUUUUACCACGCACUUCUGAGAGUUAAGCUCAGUGACCACCACGAGAAUGUCCAUCGCUCACCGCCACGGGUAUCUAGCUGUCAUCUACUAUUUCAUCUUCACAGACCGAGCUCUGGACAGUGUUCCCCAUCAGGACCAUCAGUUAAGGUUUGGUGCAAUGACGCCCCACUUACAGGACCAGUGAUGUAGCAGGAUCAUGGGCUUUGAAGCAAAGUUGGACUUGACUCGCCAUACACCAUGCACAGGCCCUGUCUGUGACCUUGAGAAAGCUUCAUUACAUACCACUGGGUCUCAAAUUAUCCUACCCAUGAGCUGAAAACAGUGCUUCCUGUAGGGUUAUUGUGAUGACCUCUGUGAAGCAUAUGCAAUGUGUCAGGUCACUAAGCAUUGACUGAUUAAUUAAUUGUUCAGAAUUAUCUUCAAGUACUUGCUAUGAGCUCUCAGUUUCGAUUUCAAACUGACUUCCUUACUCCCUGCAGUUGAAUGUCGUGGGCAGAAUCCACUUCAAACCCAUGCUUUAGUGUCUCUAAGACCUCGGCAUCAGUUCUACCGUUGCAGAAUGUCCCAUGUGUUCUCUCCUUGUCCUUGGACAAUUCAUAUCUGCGUCCUCAUCUGUACCCUCGUCCUGAUGCUACAUGGAGCCCACAGCAUCUUUGCACACUGCCUUAAACGCUUUCACUCUCUGUGGUUUUCCCCCUUUCCUAUAUUGUCUUUAUCUAUCUCUUAGCUCUGUGUUAUCAGACACCUAGGAAGCUGCUGUUGAUUUAAUUAAUUAUCAGCAGGGAGACAUUUAUGUACAGGACUACAGUCUGAAAGAGGAAAGACUUCGGUGGGAAGCUGCUUCCAUAUCACCAUUAUUAACUUUCUAAUUUUUGUGUCUGUAUCCAAGCGAUCUAAUCACACUCAUUUCAGCAUGAGAGUGUAAAGCUCCUUUUGUGGACGUAAAUAAUAAUGAGGCAACUGAAAAAAAAAGUUUGACAAAGGUGAUGUCCAGACACCAGACUGGCCCUUUUGUGACUCACCUAAACUCUGAGAGAAAAAGUAUGUGUCUGUGUAAAAUACGACUGGUGCUGCUUUUAAAAAACAGGCUUUAGUUUUUAGUGCAGGUUUAGGUUCUCAACAAAGCCGAGUGGGAUCCAAAGGCCCCUUCGCCUUUUUGUCCGAGGAAAGCAUCUAUUGCAGAGCAGAUUCUGCUGCACCGUGCACUCGUGCUGUGGUUCAGAGACGCGUGAAUCAGCUUUAAGGUCCUUGUCCUCGCUAUCAUAAGUAAACACUCUCCUCAUGAUGUAAUGGGGUUGACACAAGGGCUAAUCCUCCCAAUAAACCACUGAGCUCCACUGAGCUGCUGCCCCAACACACAGCAUAUAGAGAAGCGGAGUUGAUCAGUGGUUAUAACCAAUUAUAACACCAACCAUAAGACUUGUGGGUUAAACACGUGAAGUUGUGUAACAUUAAUGUGCUAAGUGGAUGUGCAGACAUGAGUUCGUGCCCCUUUUCACAUAUAUGCAACCGAGUCUUUUAGCUAUAUGUAAUAUAUUUGUGUAAGAUACUACAUGUAUUAUGUGUAUGGUUCUUUAUAUAAUGUAACAAAUAUAUAAGCUGGCGUGUAUGACAUAUCACAUGUUACUAUAUCGAAUAUGUCCUGUGUGUAUUGCAUGUAGUAUGUUUUGCAUCACUUCAGCCCUCUGGCAUUUGCACCGGAGGAAAGGAGUUACUGAAAAGUCCAAUAUCCAGUGCUGUCUCUUCGCACCAGCACAGACCAGUGUGAAUGAAAACUGGCAUAGAAAAGCCCACUAGGCUGGUUCUGUGAUGUGAGGCCAGGAUAAUGGGAAAGGCUGCCAAGCCUGCCAUAAGAGCCAGGCCUGGAGAAAAAGCAGCUGUGCUGGUAUUCGGAGACGUGCUUUCACUAGAAACUGUAUUUGUCCCAGUCUCCCCAGGAGAGAAGAGAGAAGCAGAUCCGUUGCCUUGUACAGGUGCAUGUGGAUAUGCGUCUUGUAGUUAUAUAGGAGUCUACAAGACACAGAAAAUUCAGACUUUAAUUGGUCUGCUCUUUUAUUAUUUAUAAGAAAAGCUGAAAAUUAGGAUAAAGAUGAAGUGAAAGUUAUAGAAGUCUAUAAAAUGUAUUUAAAAUGGCACAGUCUUCCCAUACCCUCAAUAUUUAGGACUGUAUUUGGGGCAUGGUAAGAUAACUGUCGCAGUGUGGGCAUCUUAAGGCUCUGUUCACUAUACUUUACUUGCUAUAAUGAUGUAACUAUGUCCUUGUCUUGAUUCACGCUGUGUGUUUCAGGAAUCUGCGGUUUACUAACCGUUCUGUUGAUUUUUAAUGUUGAGGCAAUACUGUAAAUAUAAGUGGUUCUUGUUUUAUCUAUUCCUAAGGCUUGGUUUUUAUUAAAUGAAAUGUUUUUUAUAUAAAGAUAAUUUGUGUGAAGCCCAUUCUGAUAUCCUUUAUAGUUGCUUUUGAAUACUGGCCACAUUGUGGGUUUCCAGGACCUGGCCUUUGUGUGUCUUGGGAUCCAACAGAACCAGCGCUGUUGGGGCCAGGAACACAGAAGGGACCAGUAAAGACAUAGUCGUCCGUGAUCUGCCUGUGGCACAUGGGAGUGGUGCCAAAGUUCUGUGUGCUCCCUGCCUACCCAGCACAGAGAAUGAUCUACAGGAACCGUGCUUUGGGUCUUGAAUGAGUUUAUUGAGUUGGUAGCAAGAGAAGGUAGAGGAGUCAAUAGUGAGUAACAUCUAGAGAGAAGCAGCAGCCUUCCCCAGGACAUCGGAUUCGAUGCUCGCAGCAUCUGGCAGGGAUGCCUGGAGGAGCACAACUGAGACAGCAGGAGAAGGCGACGUCAUCAGUGGGGCUGAAGACACCCAGCAGAGGGAGGCUGGAGAAGCCCUGCUGAGGCAGCCAGAUGGAGUUCCUAAUGAGCUUUCUCUCCAUGGAUGAGCUUCCCAUC
Alexandromys fortis (reed vole) is the source of this 5770-nucleotide messenger RNA. RefSeq names its product prostaglandin E receptor 3 (gene Ptger3). Gene Ontology annotation, molecular function: prostaglandin E receptor activity. The coding region runs from base 369 to 1514 and encodes 381 amino acids. Gene Ontology annotation, biological process: inflammatory response; negative regulation of gastric acid secretion; intestine smooth muscle contraction. The record is from RefSeq and is a predicted model, not a curated record. NCBI's taxonomy places the organism in Eukaryota, Metazoa, Chordata, Mammalia, Rodentia, Cricetidae. The transcript is spliced from 5 exons. Gene Ontology annotation, cellular component: plasma membrane.